AGCCUUUUCAGAAGAAUCACUCUGAAGUCAUAUUAUAGUUGCCUCCACGUUGAAGCUCGCGACUCGGUCAGCAUCUUCCUCGACUCUGAGGACAACAACACACUUUAUCAUUACUUUUCAUUUUUUAUUCUCAACAACUUUCCACCUCUCUUUUAUGAGCUCAACAUGACGUUCAGGAGGCUGAAGAAGGUGAACUCCAGCGGGCCAGAGAGUGGACCCGCACCUCCAGACAACGACAUUUAUUUCCCCUCGUCAAAGUCAGACAGCUGCCGGACUGGGGACUUACCGACCCGCUCCUCGGAGGUUUACAACUACAAGACUUUGGCUUACUCUGGAGGGACGCUGCCCAGGAACUUCAAAAAGGGUGGUGGUUUGCAGAAAUGGAAACCCUUAACAGUGACACCAGAACCACAAAGAAAGGUGGUGGUCCUGGAGAAAAAUGAAGAGGAGACGUUUGGUUUCGAGAUCCAGACUUACGGCCUGCACCAUCAAGACCAAAACUCUGUGGAGAUGUGCACGUUUGUGUGUAAAGUGCACGAUGACAGCCCGGCCCAGCAAGCAGGACUUAAAGUUGGGGACACCAUCGCAAGUGUGAACGAGGCCACCGUGGAGGGAUUUCGACACAAGGAGAUCGUUCAGCUCAUCAGGUCCUGUGGCAACACAAUCAGGCUGGAGACGGUUUACAGUGACUCAAUCCGAAAAGCAGAGCUGGAGGCCCGGCUGCAGUAUCUGAAGCAAACUCUUCAUGAGAAAUGGGAUGAAUAUCGGUCGUUGAUGGUGCAGGAGCAGAGGCUUGUUCAUGGCAUAGUGCUGAGUGACGCUGCGGUGUACGAGUCCCUGGAGUCAGCAGGCGUGUACGGCAGCCUCGGCACUCCCAGCCCCGCCGCUCAGAGAGCCCUCCACUGCAGCGGCAGCACCAGCAGCAGCGCCAGCUUCCUCAGCACGGCCACCGAGGACGACCCUCUGUACCAGACCUGCCUGUACCAGGCGGACGGAAGCGUGGACUCGGACAACACCAGCGCAGACAAAAAGAGGGAGCAACAGCCGGCGCAGAGGCAGCAGCGCCUCCGACCAACCAGCGAGCUCUUCCCAACGGUCAAGACGCAGCUGAGCCGCAGCGCCAGCACACGCAGCUACGUGAGGGGAUCUUCGUCGUCCUCGGCCACCUCGGGGGAGAAGCAGGGAGGAUUCAACUCGCUGCAGAGGAAGCCCAAACAGAAAAGCUUCCGCAGGCGCCUCCUCAAAUUCAUCCCGGGCUUGAACCGACCGCUGGAGGAGGAGGAGAGCAAACUGUGAGCAGCAAAGUAACCGAGCUGUUUGCCUAAACUUCACAGGUCCAAAGACUUAAAAGCACCACUGACUGUCAAACUGAACUGCCAGAAGGGAAAAAAAAAAAAAAAGUAAAAGCAGCCCCAAAGAGCGAAGAGACUGAGACCAAAGUGUGAUAGCUAGACAGUUGCACCUCUGUAGCCGUCAGUGUUUCACAGCUGUACAUAACUUUUGUUUCCUUUUUUUUGUUCUUUUAAGUUAUUUAUUUAUUUUAACAUGUCUGCUUUUAUGUACAGAAUGUACAGAAUGAAGGAUUUUUCCGUUUUUACUGCAUGCACCAACUUUUAUUUUGACAGCUGAGUAAAUUUGUGAUUGCUCAACACGACCUUUUGUAAGAGACAAGUUUGAUAUCUAAUUUUAAAUGAGUCAGAUUGAUGCUGAUUUAUUUUUUUCCUAAAAAAUAAAAUAUGUGUCAUUUUCAAA
Molecule: messenger RNA, 1752 nt
Organism: Perca flavescens (yellow perch)
Lineage: Eukaryota; Metazoa; Chordata; Actinopteri; Perciformes; Percidae
Gene: tamalin
Product: trafficking regulator and scaffold protein tamalin
Exons: 8
Coding region: 166-1296 (376 amino acids)
Molecular function (GO): protein binding
Source: RefSeq, a predicted model, not a curated record